UGAUGUCACUCGCGAAUAAGGUCUUCAGCGAGAGUUGCGUCGCGUCAUUCAGACCCAGCUCUCUCUCGCUUGCGCGUCACAGCAGGAGAAGAGAAGAUGAUCAUCGACGGAGUUAGUGAGGGAUUGUCCGGUGUUCUGGACCGGGACAGCGAUGUGAUGACCAGUCCGGUGCACCUGCUGUCGUUCUACGGUUGCGCUUCUCCCGCCGAACCGAUCCUGUCAGACUCGGAGCAGAGCUCCAGCAGCGCGGGAAGCCCUCACAGCGACAGCGUGGACGCGCACGGCGCGCGCAGAGCGAGUCUCUAUCAGGGCGUGCGCGUGAAGAACACCGUCAAACAGCUGAUCCUGCAGAAGAGACACUACAGCCAGGGUCAGCAAUAUCAAGUAGAAAACACGUGUCCAGCUAUAAUUAAUGCGCUGCAGAGAAGGAAGAGGGAUUUGGAGAAUCUGAGUGUGUGUCCUGAUAAACGACCGCGAGUCCUGGACUCAGACUCGAACCCGUUUUCGUACGGCGAGAGCAUGAUCUGUGACUCUGAGAUGAUGGAGGACUUCGGGGAACGGCUCUCCAUCGAAUCUGUGAUGGUGAGAGGCUUUCCUCAGGAUCUGUGCAUUGAUGCCCAAAGUCAUCAGAACACAUUCCCAUCCUCGUCCGGCCUCGGCCUCGGGCUGACCGCUGCGCCGCCGGUGUCCUUCUUCCAGUGGCAGAUCCAGCAGGAGGAGCAGAGACUGGCUUCUGUGAGCCACGCUGAGCUGACCGCUCGAGACGCAGACGGAGACACGUUUUUGCACAUCGCGGUGGCUCAGGGCAGAAGAGCUCUGGCGUAUGUCCUCGCCAGGAGAAUGGCUGCCCUCGGCAUGCUGGACAUGAAAGAACACAACAACCAGAGCGCCUUCCAGGUGAGCGUCGCUGCAGACCAGCACCUGAUCGCUCAAGACCUGCUCCAGCUGGGGGCCGAGCUCAACACCAGGGACUGCUGGGGCCGGGCCCCGCUCCACGUCUGCGCAGAGAAGGGCCACAGCUCCACGCUGCAGGCCAUCCAGAGAUCUGUGCAGACGAGCGGACGGCCCGUGAACCUGGAGCUGGUCAACUAUGAUGGACUAACGCCUCUUCAUGUGGCGGUGCUGUCCCACAAUGCCGUGCUGCAGGAGCUGAGUCGUGGUCCGUGCGUUCAGAGUCCAGCUCUGCUGCAGAAGAGGAAGCAGCUCGUCGAGUGUGUGAACACACUGCUGCUGAUGGGCGCCUCGCUGGAGGCCAAGGACUGUAAGAGCGGUCGCACCGUGCUGCACAUGGCUGCUGAAGAGGCAAACGUCGAGCUGCUGCGCCUCUUUUUGGAUCAGUCCAACUACUGGUUGGUCAUCAACGCCAGGGCGUUCAGUGGGAACACGGCUCUGCACAUGGUCAGUGCUCUGCAGGGCCGCAGGACUCAGCUGGACGCAGUGACACUUCUGCUGCGACGAGGAGCCGAUCCCAGCACCAAGAACCUGGAGCAUGAGCAGCCGGCGCAGCUAGUGCCCGACGGACCCCUGGGAGACCAGGUGCGUCGGAUCCUGAAGGGGAAAGGAGCGCAGAGCCGCUCGUGAGAAUCGCUGUCAGUCAGGCAGCCGUCAGUGUACAGAUUCAUUUGCCGCCGCAGGCAGAUGUCAGUUGUUUCCAUGAAACAGUCUUAUCAUUGUUCACUACUGAGUAGUAGACGGCACAGGAACGUGAGAGCAACGGCUCAGAGAAGACACCGGACGUCAGAAGAGGAAUCCAGAAUUUGGCUCUGGUGUGUAAAAGAAUGUAAACCAUAAUAAUCUCUAAACUCUAUCUGGAUUAGUGUUAUUAGUAUUACUCUGAUCUGUUUUGUCAGAAGGUUAACAUAAGAUAAUAAUCAGUAACUUUGAACCUGUUGGACCAGAACGUCCUGAGUGUUGACUUCAGGCGUGUCUCAGCGUGUUCUUGUGUUUUCUUCCAUUGAUAAUUAACUUUUAUGAGUUCAUGCUAUUCUCGAGAAGUCCUCUAAUUAUUCUGUUUGACUGUAACUGCUGUUCUCAGAAUCAACAGUAAAAUCCACAUUAAAAUAAGGUUAAAGGGGUUUGUUUUUGAUGAAGACAGAAAGAGAUGGCAUUAUAACAGCUCAUAUGACUUGAUUCUGUAUUAUAUUAGUGCUGUAUGAGUUUUUGUGGUGAUGGGAUUAGUAUAUAGGAUUAUUCUUUCUUUCUCUAUAUAUAAUGUCAUUCAGCAUUGUUUAUUGUGCAUCAGGUGCGGGUCAUUGUUUGUGUUUUCUUUGCAGGUAACAUGAUAUUCUGUGAGUUUAAUUGUCCGCUGUAAUUCAGUCUUAAAUAAAGAUUCCUUGUUCUGUU
Molecule: messenger RNA, 2343 nt
Organism: Carassius gibelio (silver crucian carp)
Lineage: Eukaryota; Metazoa; Chordata; Actinopteri; Cypriniformes; Cyprinidae
Gene: nfkbiz
Product: nuclear factor of kappa light polypeptide gene enhancer in B-cells inhibitor, zeta
Exons: 12
Coding region: 97-1581 (494 amino acids)
Biological process (GO): regulation of gene expression
Cellular component (GO): nucleus
Molecular function (GO): DNA binding; POU domain binding
Source: RefSeq, a predicted model, not a curated record